Molecule: messenger RNA, 2264 nt
Organism: Alternaria alternata
Lineage: Eukaryota; Fungi; Ascomycota; Dothideomycetes; Pleosporales; Pleosporaceae
Product: allantoate transport protein
Exons: 2
Coding region: 301-1863 (520 amino acids)
Biological process (GO): transmembrane transport
Cellular component (GO): membrane
Molecular function (GO): transmembrane transporter activity
Source: RefSeq, a predicted model, not a curated record
GUUCAUCCCAACAUCCGUCCCCCACGGCAUAUUAAGCCUAAUGCGCCAAUCACAAAUGUACGCCAAAAGGUGUGCGAGUACUAUGCCUAGAAUCUUGGGUUGGCCUACGGCCUCGCUUGCAGUUUGCAGUGGUUUGGCAUGCUGGAAUGGUGUGCCGCUAGCUUUGAUGCGGCAUCCCGUGGAUAUCCAAGCCGUGUCUGUAUAAUGAAGAUAUGAAAUCGUGGAAUUCUCUUCUGGUUCCUUUCACCUAGUCAUCUAAAGCAUUUCUGUGUGGUCCAAAUAGUUGGCACGACUCCUAACAUGGCAGCUACUCAGCGACAUGAGAAGACGACAGCCUCAACUCCUAGUCCUCAUCAUGACACCGAAUCGGGCGCGGCUCCAACGUCAACCGACAAAGACAUAGCAAUCGACCUCGUCGGCGAACAUGCCCAAGAUAUCGAUCCAGAAACCGAAGCAAAAGUGCUCCGAAAGAUCGAUUUGUUCCUUAUCCCCGCCAUGAUCGUGGGAUACGGUCUUGUCUACUAUGACAAAGCCAUUCUCGGUUCCGCCGCCCUCUUCGGCAUGACAGCGGACCUUUCCUUGAGCGUCGUUACAAACGCCUCCACAACACCCCCGACAGUCUCUACCACCCGUCUGUCCUGGGCAACAUCCCUCUUUUACUUCGGAAUGCUAGCAGGCCUAUAUCCUCUAACCUUUGCCCUCCAGCGCUUCAAUUUGGGCCGAAUCUUAGGCGCUGUUGUACUCCUCUGGUCACUAAUCUGUAUGUUGACAGCUACCGUAACCACCCACGAGGGCUUGUUUGCGCAGCGAUUCUUCCUCGGUUUCGUGGAAAGCAUCAUACCCACCGGUUUCAUGACAAUCAUAUCGUCUUACUACACUCAACGCGAGCAAUCCAUUCGACAAUCUUGGUGGUUCAGCUCAACAGGCCUAUUUACCAUCAUCGGUGGCGCACUAAACUACGGGUUCGCACAGAUAACCUCCGGCUCCCUACGACGCUGGCAAUACAUCUACCUCCUCGCCGGCUGUCUGACAUUCCUCUUUGGCAUUUGGUGUUUCUUCAUCCCAAACUCCUGUGCAGAAGCUUGGUUUCUCACCCCUCACGAACGCGUCGUUGCUGUUGAACGGCUCCGAAAGGGAGCCACAGGCGUCCGCUGCCAGAAAAUUAAAACGUAUCAACUCCGCGAAGCAGCCACAGAUGUCAAGUUCUAUCUCAUCUUUCUUCUGAUGGCCUCUGCAUAUACCGUCAAUGGCGCCGUCUCUGGUUUCGGUCCGCUCAUUGUGAACACGUUCGGUUGGUCGACCCUUGCAUCUAUACUCUGGCAGUUUCCGCUCGGACUCAUCUGUCUCGUUACAAUACUACUUUGUGGUUACUUGUCCUCGCGAAUACCUAAUAUCCGUCUUAUCCUCCUGAUCUUGCACUGUCUCCCCGUCAUCGCGGGAUGCGCCAUGAUCUGGAAGAGCGAGUGGACGUACCAUGCGGCCACACCCGUCGCUGGAUACAGCAUUAUUGGCACGUUCGGCGCGGUUGUCAGCCAGACCAUCGUUGUGGCCAUGGCGAAUGUGAGCGGAGCAACGAAGAAGAGUGCGAUGGCUGGUACGGUGUUUGUUGCAUAUUGUGUGGGGAACAUUGUAGGCCCGUUGUUGAUCAGAAGCCAGGAGAAAGGGAAGCACUACCCUAGAUUGUGGACAGGUUUGAUCAUCUGCUAUUGUAUCACAAUCACCUCCGCUGUAGCGCUCUACGCUGUUCUUGCAAGGGAGAACAAGAAGCGAGACGCUCUGGCCGUGGAUGAAGAAGAGAGGGACAAACUUGCUUUUAUGGAUUUGACGGACAAGGAGAACAUGUAUUUCAGGUACGUUUUGUAAAGUGUUUCUGGCUCUAUUCUGUUGGACCAAUAGGGUCCUUGUCGGAGCAAUUCAAUUCGCGGUCAACUGUAUGAACAUGAGAAUGUAUGUAUAUUGAUAGGAGUUCGUCCAUCUUACUACUACAAACUAGUUCAGGCGAUCCAGAAGCCUGCUCAAUUUGGGACUUCGCUCAAGCGUACGUCACUCGCAUACUUCAACGCAAACCUCCACCAAUCUAUAAGAAACGCCAGCAACAACUUGUUCGUUUGCUCUCGUUCGUAAACCCCCCAGCAGUAUAAACAAGAAAAAAGUAACAAUGUUCGCUUCCAGAACGCCGUUUGGCUCGGACCCCUCAAAAGGUCGAGCAACUCCAAAGUAUGUGCUUACUUCUUUGCCCCUCGCCGUAUGGGGUCGUCACAUUU